Racocetra fulgida is the source of this 239-nucleotide messenger RNA. The record is from the annotation of a GenBank genome assembly. Lineage: Eukaryota; Fungi; Glomeromycota; Glomeromycetes; Diversisporales; Gigasporaceae.
UUCCUCAUAAACAAAAUAUCACGUUUUAUGCUGAAUUAAUUACUAAGAUAUCAUCAUAUGCUUUAAAGAAGAUGCAUGAACAAUUUGAUAAAGUUUUACAUGCAACCCUUGUCAACCCUCUUGAAUCAUAUACUGGUACUUUCACUGUGACUAUGGGUCUUCCAUGCGUAUAUACUAUUCAGAAACGUCUUGCAAUGAACGAAUCAUUGAAGCUUGAAGAUAUUAAUCAACAUUGGUAG